ACCAAAACAGAGUCUUCGGUCAACGUUUGGCUCAUCCAGAGGAGGAAAUGUUUCUCGCCAUCCUAUAGGAAUUUUCAAUCACAUACUCCUCUGCGCUUUCUACGAAACUGAUCCAUUGAGCAAGAGAAGAACAUGUGAAUCAGAGUAUAGAUUCUUCGCUACCUCCAUCUUCCCUUGGAACUAUUACUCUAAUGGAGGACAAGAAAGCUAACAUAAUCGCUGUUUCAACCGUUAUCAUUCUCAUCGUCGUCAUCGUUAUAGCUCGCAUCUCACUUAAGCUCUCUAAGGCUUUCUACCUUAUUGCAGGGGCCGAUGUUGCAGUGAUCCUUGCGGUCUUCGCAUGUCUCAUGAUCAGACGGCGUUAUAAUCGCAGAAGUAGGUUGAUGGUGACUCAAUUAGUUUCUGAAGGCAGAGAGCUUCGCAUUGAGUAUAGUUUCCUGAGAAAAGUUGCUGGACUUCCUAUAAAGUUUCGAUUCAAGGAACUUGAGGAAGCAACUGAUAAUUUUCGGUCAUUGCUUGGCCAAGGGGCGUCGGCUUCGGUUUUCAAAGGGAUUUUAACCGAUGGAACUGCCAUUGCUGUGAAGCGAAUUGAGAAAGAGGAGCGUGGAGAGAAGGAAUUUCGAUCGGAAGUUGCAGCAAUUGCUAGUGUUCAGCAUGUGAAUCUGGUGCGUCUUCUUGGAUAUUGUAUUGUGGCAGGAGGGCCUCGUUUCCUUGUUUAUGAUUUCAUCCCAAAUGGGUCAUUGGACUGCUGGAUUUUCCCCAAGAAGGGAACCCGGAAUGUCCCUCGAGGGUGCUUGUCAUGGGAAUCAAGGUAUAGAGUUGCCCUAGAUGUGGCCAAGGCACUUUCUUACCUUCAUCACGAUUGCCGGUCAAGAGUCUUGCACCUUGAUCUCAAGCCAGAGAAUAUACUUCUUGAUGAAAAUUAUCGAGCAAUUGUUGCAGAUUUUGGUUUUUCGAAGUUAAUGGGAAAAGAUCAGAGUAGAGUCAUCACAAAUAUCCGCGGGACAAGAGGUUACUUAGCCCCAGAAUGGCUCUUGGAGCAUGGUGUUUCUGAGAAGUCUGAUGUCUAUAGUUUUGGAAUGGUGCUUCUGGAGAUGAUUGGAGGCCAGAGAAAUGUUUGCUUGUUAGAAAAGGGCAACGACAGGGCUCAGAGGACAUGGCAGUACUUUCCCAAAAUUGUCAAUCAGAAAAUGAGGGAAGGAAAGCUUAUGGAAGUGGUUGAUCAUAGGCUAGUAGAAAGUGGAGAUAUUGAUGAGAGGGAAGUAAAGAGAUUGGUUCAUACAGCUUUCUGGUGCAUACAAGAGAAGGCUAGGCUUAGGCCUACCAUGGCUCAUGUGGUGGAAAUGCUUGAAGACCGGGUGGCUGUUGAGGAGCCCCCUGAUACCCAAAUGAUUGUUAUAGAUUUGAUGUCAAUUGAUGACGAUGCACCUGAUGGCCAUAAGAGGGCAACUAUUGCUGCAUUGCCAACAGAUCAAUUAGAUGGCACCAAUCCUACCACUUCAUACGCAUAUUCCAUGUCAGUCAUCUCCGGAAGAUAGCUCCUGCUCCUACUCCUAGUUUGGCUUCUUGUUUCUUCUUCAGGCUUCUUUUAGCUCUAAGCAGGGAUUGGGAGCUGCAGGGGUUAACCUGUGGAGCUUGUAGCGCCAAUUAAGUUUAGAAGGAUGGAAGAAUGCAACAUUGGACCAUUCUGGUAAUGGAAGACAUGAAGCCGUUCUAUCAAUCCAGCCAAGAAUGGUGGCCGCAGUCGCAAGCCAAGGUCGAGUGACUUUGACAAUCAACGCCAAUCUAAAAUUAAAUCCCAACUUUAGCGACUAAGCUGUUCCUCUAUAUAUAAACUUUGUACUCUUCCUUAGUUUGGUCAAGGAAGGGCAAGGAAACUAUGGAUUCUAAGAACAAGAAGAGGUUGGUCAAUAUCUGACCACCGUGAUUUGGAUUUGGGAACGCGUUUCCGAUGGUCAUAUUUCAUUGAAAUCAGAAAGCUAAAAUUAUUUUUCAAGAAAAAAGAUAUUUUAGAUACGAUUAGAAAAAAUAAUUUAUAAAAGAGUUAUUUUAUUAUUUUAA
Molecule: messenger RNA, 2061 nt
Organism: Hevea brasiliensis (rubber tree)
Lineage: Eukaryota; Viridiplantae; Streptophyta; Magnoliopsida; Malpighiales; Euphorbiaceae
Product: probable receptor-like protein kinase At5g20050
Exons: 2
Coding region: 192-1538 (448 amino acids)
Biological process (GO): protein phosphorylation
Molecular function (GO): ATP binding; protein kinase activity
Source: RefSeq, a predicted model, not a curated record